Messenger RNA from Manduca sexta (tobacco hornworm), 4322 nucleotides. RefSeq lists its product as uncharacterized. Lineage: Eukaryota; Metazoa; Arthropoda; Insecta; Lepidoptera; Sphingidae. The record is from RefSeq and is a predicted model, not a curated record. The transcript has 2 exons. Bases 687 to 1208 code for a protein of 173 amino acids.
GCCUCGCGGCAGAGUAUUGGCGCCGCGCCGCGCGCCGCUGCGCCGCCGCGCGCCGUCACACCGCCACCGUCGCUACUUGCGGCGCUUUACACGCCUAUUUCCUUGCUGUCACAACAACGUGUCACCCUUCUUUUGAAUUUACUUUGUUUGCCUAUUAUCACAACUCGAAUCCGCACAGGAACAACGAAAAUCUAUACAUAAACACUAAACUAAUUUCCAUUGUUAUAUAUUUAUUUGCGCUUAGUUUGCCCUAGAGCACAGUGACAUUAUAAACCAGUGAUAACUUAUAAAAAAAUAACCUUUUAGUGUACAAUAAAGCUUUGAUCAAGACGUAAUCACUCGUUAACUGAAACAAUGAAAGUUCAAGGACGGAUACGUGACAGACGAAUCGCGAUCGUACGGCUACGUCAGAGGAACUGGAAUAGAUUCACGUAUGUUGAACGUGAAAUUAAAGGAUAAACAAAUGAACUCCGAAGCGAGCGCCAUAAUAAUGAAACAACAGUCCGCAUCAGGAGGUGUCAAGCAGCAGACACGGGCAGCGUGACCCGGUGCCGCGCCUCGGCCGCGGCGACUCGGCGCAUCGGCAAAACUGGGACAUAUCGAUAAGCGUGUCCCACUUACCUGGAUUUGAAGCGGCCGCGGUGGCACGGUGGUGCGCUGCAUUUCGGACGGAGCCGUCGAAGGCGAUGUCGGGCAAGUCUUACACGUCAGGCAGCGUGCGCUCCUGCGCGGGCUCCGUCAGACUGGGCACAGCGUCCGGCCACGAAGUGGUGCUGGACGCACUCUAUGAGCGUAAGCGUGAUAAGAAAAGCGUCCGAGUGCUCACCGUCAUCAUAUAUGUGUUCUGUGUGUCGCUAGCGGCGAUCAUGCUCUCCCUCUACUACGUAUUCUUCUGGGAGCCUAAGGACGCGCAGUACGCCCAGCGCAAGGUGCUACACAAUGUAGAGAAGCAAAUCAGCACCACACCAUUGCCCACAUGCUUUAUGCCCCAUGUUGGAGGAAGCCAUACCUCAGUGAGUGAUGUAAUCACUGAACCUUCAGCGAGUAACAACGCAACUGAAUUUACGAACACUACAGAUUCGUCAAGCUUUGGCAGUGAGUCUGCCUACGAGCCGACAGUACUUCCUGACUCUACACAAAUCGAAUCUUACAGCAAUAGCAUUUUGGAUGACAUUGGCGCAUUUAACGAAACAGCUAACGCAACAUGACAGCAAAACUCUUAGUUUAGGUAUUAUAAGUUUAAUUUGCAGAAAGUAGUAGCGUUUAAUUAGUUUUCGAUGUAUCGUUUAAUCUUUUAACGUACCUAUCUUAUCGCCGUUUUCAAUAAACGAUCCCAAUUGCUUUUCUCGGUCCAUCGUGAAAAUUGACUAAUCCCAAUAAAGUUUUUAUAUAUGUUUACAAAUGGCUUAUUUUAAUUGGUUUAUUAUCGUGAUCAAAUAAAAGAUUAAGACUAGGAUCGCUUAUUGAACGCUUCCGUUAAUAGUUACUUAAAGAUAGCCUACUGCCGAACGUUCGCGUACAUUGCCAUAAGAGCUUAUGUGAUAUAUGCAUGCAUUGUGUUAGAUAUUUAAUAUUAAAUUAAUUACGGCGCCAAUGAAUCCAAAGGCUGAAAACAAAACACCAAUAAUUUUAAAUACUUAAUUAUAACGUACCAAUCAAUUGACAUGGCCGGUUGACUUUAAACAGAGCGGUACUUACUUAGUAAAUAACUCAAUCUACUGAGCUCUUUAUGUCUAUAAUAUACAAUUUACCGACUUACAUAUUAUAUUAUUUCCUUAAGCAACAACAUUAUAUUUUGACGUUCAUUAAUAGACAAAUUAUAGGUAUAUAAGUAAUACCUAUUCGCAAAAAGUUAACUGACUAUUACAAAAGAGCUAUAACAAUAACAUUAGAUUUUUUUUAAGUACUGUCCAUCAGUAUUUAAUAUAAGAUGAGGAUAAUACCUAUUGGCUACCAACAUAUUAUUCAUUAAUUCUUAUAUAUUUGCCUAAUAAUAAACCUUAUAAUUGUAUUAUAUUAGGUUAUAUACUUUAAGUGUUCAAUAAGGAGAGUUUGGAAUACUCUCGAAAUUUUUGUGUAUAGAAAAUCAUUAGAAUAACAUGAAUAUAUAGGUUCAACUAUUUGUGCAAUCAAACACCCAAAUAGGUAUAUACAAUUAUUAAAUGUGGUAUUCGUUCAAACCACCUUUCGAAAUAUCCCACGAGGUUCGAUUAUGCAGAGGAAUUACGAGUAAAUGUGCCCAGUUGGUAAUGUUUUUAAUUUAAAAAUAUAUAGUCCUUACAGACUUUUAAUAACUCUUACGACUGUCAUUCGAUUAUUACUUAAGUAAAUAAAAAAUAUAAAAUACCAAGCUAAUUUAAACAUCUAGUUCAACAAUGUAGAGAUCUUAAAGAUAAACAUACCGACUUAACGGCUUUAAAUAUAGGUAAGUAGUUAUAAUCCGCGCGCGACCAUAGAGUGAUGCGACCUUCCGGAACUGUCGGCACACUCGCGCUAAUCCAGAUACAAAUGAAAUAAAUAUGUAAAGAUUUUGUGGAUUUUUACGUAACUAUAAUUUCGUACCUAAAUAAUAAUUUAAUACAUAUACGCAUAUUUUAUACACAUAUAAAUAUACCAAGGUACCUAUGUAAAGUAUCGUGAUAAAACCUACAUACCUGGGAAUUCUCUAUAAAAAUUUCGAAAGUAUGUGAAGCCGUGGUGCGUGCGUGUAAACGAGGCGGACUAAGGCCUAAACCUUCUUAAUAAUAGAGUAGUUCCGAGCUUAGGAGUGGGCAGUAUAUAAAUUUAAGGCUGGAUUACUUUUAUUAUUUAACAAGGUUUCAUCCCAUGCUCAUUGCGCGCGGAUUAAACAUUGUAAUUUAAAUAAAAUAUUAAAACUUUAUAAAAAAUAAAAAAAAUAAGAAUACUGGAAGUACAAUUAAAUAUCUUUUUGUAAAACAGAAAUAAUCUAAGAUAAUUAAAAUUUUAUCCUGUCUCCCAUAGUAGAGAAUGACGUCUGCGCAUAACCUUAUCAAAUUUUAUACAUUUAUUUAUCUCUAGAUUCUCAAGAAUCAGGACUAGCGACUAAAAACCUAUGAUAUGAAGAAAAAUAAUUUUAAACCUACUUAAGGAGCUUUCAAAACUCAAUUUUCACCGCGUGAAUUUUAAAUCGUUGACGCAUAUAUCCCUAAUACAGAUAUGAUGCCAUAUUGUGUUACAGACUGAUGUUAAAAAUAUCUCACUGCUGUUUUCACAAUGCGAAGUAAAUCUUAAAUUCUUUACUUCCAUUGCAAGUGAUAUGGUUAACUUCAACGAAACAAAGUUACUAAAAAUGGGGCAUUAUGUAAGUAAAUUUUUAAUAUGUGUUAGUAUAAUUUUUAAUAAAGUUUAUGCAAUUUUAUUGAUUAGAUGACAAACACAACCUGAUCAGAGUUUUGCAAUAUCUAUCAAACUUAAAAGUGUUUAUAUGUGUAUUGUUAUGUAUAUAAGUAAGUAUACACAUAUAUACACCUACACCGCACUUGAUCUUCAAUAAUGUAAUAGAUAUAAGUAAGGGAAACAUUUGAAACAUUAUUUAAGAUUAUGUUUUAAAGUAUUGUUUUGGGUUUUUAUACAGAGUGGCGCAAAUGUUAUCUUUUAUAAUUUAUUUCACAUGGUGUUAUGUUAUAAGCAUUAUAAAACGAUUUGCAAAAUACGAACAAAAUGUAAAUACUUAGGUAGUCGUUUAGUGUUAGAACGUUUUUUCAUUUCCAUAAUUCCCGAAAAACUUUGAUAUAAGUAAUAGGUAACUAAAAUGUAUUACAUUGAAUGAUUCGCGUAAACAUAAGAAAUCAUUAUAAAAAUUGUGAAAAAACAAUCAAUAAAUUAUACAACUAUGUAUUAAAACAAAUCAAAACAGUCAGAUGAAAAUAGAGGCACAAAAUUGUAUGAAUUAUUAUUUUUUAUUGCAUUUUUCGGAAUCAAGGAUUUCAACUAGUUAGAGAACAUUUACGCCAUAUUGUAUAAACUCUAACAUAACAGGGCACUAACUUUACUCAUUACCUAUUGAAAAUGUAAUUAUAACAUGGGAUGAUGUAACAUUUUAUCCAAAUUUAUUAUCUACUACUUGAGUACAAUUUUGUAAUAUAAAGUCAACAUAAGUUUUUAACAAGAAGUGUAAACACAUAGUGGAAUAGUGAUAAAUAUCACAGAUCUAAGUUUAGAUACGUUUUGUAUGUCUGUUCGUACGUAUUCUAGAAAUUUGCUUAUCUUUUUGUCGACGGUUCUCCCAGGCAUGUACUUAUUUUUCUAAUUUUAAUAAUCUCAAAACUUGUCAAAUGAAGAGUAAACGAAUUAUAAUUGAA